Molecule: messenger RNA, 2223 nt
Organism: Ectocarpus siliculosus
Lineage: Eukaryota; Phaeophyceae; Ectocarpales; Ectocarpaceae
Source: the annotation of a GenBank genome assembly
AUGCGUCCGCUCUUCCCGCUCUUCCCGCAAAGAAGCGCAGGCUGCGCUGAAGAGGCCGCAGCCUCUUCCGCAGGUGCGGCGGCUGCGGCCCCAGUCCCGACGACGUCAGACGUGGCCGUGCGCAGUUCCGACGUCUUCACCGCGUCGACUUCGUCCCUGGACGAGCCUUCGUCUACCGUUCAUGACCCGGCUACGAGUGCUUCUACGCCCGCUCGGGGGGCGAUCGCGCGGGGGGCGGGUCGUGGUCGACCCCUCUCUUCUCCGCAAGCACCUGGAAUAGAUCCUGGUGACGCCGUCGUCACCAGGUCCAGGUCCAGGAGCAACUCAGGACAUGACACCCGGCCUCGCCGUCCUCCCACGGCGGACGACUCCAGCGAUGCUAUCGCCGCUCCCUUUUCCCCUUCUUCUACCCGUCCUCCCGCCACUACCUCGCCUCGUCGUCCUGUCGGGCGCCCGCGGGGUCGGUCUGUUGGAGCCCAGGCCGCCGCCAGCCGUGCCGGAGCCGCAGCCGGAGACGUCCAUCGCCGUCGCGCUGGACGCCCCCGCAAGGAUGCCGCUUCCGCCCCUCCCUCUCCUGCUUCGGAGAUCUCCUCGCGUCGCGGUCCGGGUCGUCCCCGCAAGGACACAGGUCGUCCCCGCAAGGACACAGGUCGUCCCCGCAAGGACACCGGUCGUCCCGCUGCCCCGCCCGACGGCGGGGGCGGGGCAGCGGGUGGAGCAGCUUCUCAGCCUUCGACGCCCUCUUCUCCGCGACCUUCGUCGGCAUCUCCUCCUUCAACGACAGCACCGUCUACGUCUGCACCAGCGGCCCCCGUCACUCCUCCUGCGAUUGCGACAUCGGCUCGCCGUCCUGGUCGCCCUCGCAAGAGUCCUCCUGCUUCCAGGGAGCCCUCUUGGAUCUGUCCGACCACAGGGGACAUCGCCGAUGACAUCAUCGACAGCGGCGUCGGCGCUCCACACGACUUCUCCGUGACCAUCGGCAACCGCAGUGGCGCCAACAUCAAGGAGAGCCUCUUCAACGAAGGCUGCGCAUGGAUGACGAAGCGUGCAGUUCGCGGCAUCACCAGCAUGGAGCGCGGAGACAUCAACGGAAACCUACACCUCCAGGGCAUCUGGACCCUGGCCCUGAAGAAGGACUUCGGUGACAGCAAGAAGGAGGAGGCGGCCUUGAGGAGGAAGCUUCGGGUGGACUGCGGGUGGACUGCGGCGGACAAGGUGAAGAUCACCAUCAAGCGCCUCAUCAAGCAACAGACAUUCAGCGGGAUGGUAGGGUACUGCUCGAAGGACGAAGGACGAUCACACUUCAAGACGGUCACCAAGGGCGUGUCGCGGACCGAGGUCAAUAUCGCCCUCGCCGAGUACCGCACCCUCCAGCGAUUCGUCGUCUCCGAGCUUCGAACCGACAUCGGGAAGAAGAAUUUCUGGGGUGUCCUUCGGCGCUUCAAGCAGGAGCACUUGCGCGGGAUCUCCGUCUCACCGGUGCAGCUGAUCUCGUGGUACAUCAACGACGGGGAGGGGAUGCCCAGCCACACGUGGAUCUGCCCGACCAGCGCAUUCGCUAUGGAGGCCGCGCGCGCCGAUGCCUACUUCACGGCGCUCAUGUCCCCAUCGCUUUUUACGCGCAAGGACGCGUACUUGCUCUUCUUCUCCGGCGGGCAGGGCGGGCGCGUGAGCUCGUCCUUCGCGAAGUGGGACUACCAGGACCGCGAGUUCUCCGAGAUGACGGUCGACCAGGCGAAGGUGUGCUCCCACGACCGCCAGGAGCUGGAGGGAGCCAUGGACAUCGCCCGCGAGCGCAUCAUGCGCGACAUUGCGGAGUCUCAUCGCGCCCCGGCAGGGGUCGUCAACUUCCCCGUCGACGCAGACUCCGACGCCGGCUCCGACUCCGACGUCGCCGCCGCCCCGCCGCCGCCUCCCGCUCGUCGUCAGUGGGACCGCAUCGGCCGUACUGCGGCGGACACGUCGUCGGCAUCGGAGGAACUGCCGCUCAUUAUCUGCCCCAAGUGUGUGGAGCCAGGGUGCACCAAGGCCGGCAACAUCGCGAUGGUCGCGUGCAACCUGUGCGACGGGGACCUCCACCGAUCGUGCGGAGUGCGCGGGGGUGAGGAGGACGCGUCGUGGAGUUUCAAGGCAUCCGGUGCUCCCCCUGCUCCACGACUUCCCAUGGGAAGAGGAAGUCUCGCGCUAGCUUGUACUGAUUUCUGUUUGGGGACCUUUCCGUAG